Messenger RNA from Penicillium oxalicum, 960 nucleotides. Its product is annotated as ribosome biosynthesis protein MAK16. The transcript is spliced from 2 exons. Gene Ontology annotation, cellular component: preribosome, large subunit precursor; nucleolus. The coding region runs from base 1 to 960 and encodes 319 amino acids. NCBI's taxonomy places the organism in Eukaryota, Fungi, Ascomycota, Eurotiomycetes, Eurotiales, Aspergillaceae. Gene Ontology annotation, biological process: maturation of 5.8S rRNA; maturation of LSU-rRNA. The record is from RefSeq and is a predicted model, not a curated record.
AUGUCGGAUGAGAUCGUGUGGCAGGUAAUCAACCAGCAAUUCUGCUCUUAUAAGCUGAAAACUACAAAGGAGCAAAAUUUCUGCCGCAACGAGCACAAUGUCACUGGCCUGUGCAAUCGCCAGUCAUGUCCACUUGCCAACUCUCGAUAUGCAACAGUGCGCUCCGAUCCAGAGACCGGAAACAUGUACCUCUACAUGAAGACUAUUGAACGUGCCCAUAUGCCUAGCAAAUGGUGGGAGCGUGUGCGCCUCUCGUCCAACUAUGCCAAAGCUCUCGAACAACUCGACGAACGUCUCAUCUACUGGCCCAAAUUCCUGGUUCAUAAGUGCAAGCAGCGUCUCACCCGUCUGACGCAGGUGCAAAUUCGCAUGAGAAACAUUGCCAAGGAAGAGGACCGUCUCGGCGAGAAGAUUGUGCCCAAGCUGGCCCCCAAAAUUCGCCGUCGCGAAGAAACCCGAGAACGCAAGGCUUUGUCCGCAGCCAAGGUUGAGCGUGCCAUCGAGCGUGAACUCAUUGAACGUCUGCGCAGUGGCGCUUACGGCGAUCAGCCGCUCAACGUCGACGAGAACAUCUGGAAGAAGGUUCUCCGUGGUCUGGAGCGCGCUGGUGAAGGCGAGCGUGACGAGGACAUGGAUGACGGCGAGGAGAUCGAGGACGAGGAGGAUGGCGUUGGUGAGGUCGAGUACGUGAGCGACCUCGACGAGGAGGAGGACUUAGAAGACAUUGAGGACUGGCUGGGUGGUGAUUCUGCCGAUUCCAGCGAUGACUAUGACGAGGACGAUGACGAAAGUGAGGAUGAGAGCGACGACGAGAGCGCUCCUAGCGAAGAUGAGAAGAAGCCCAAGCCAAGUGCAAAGCGCAAGCAUGCCGCUCCUCCGGCCAAGCCGCGGAAGAAGGGACCUCGCAUCGAAAUCGAAUACGAAACCGAGGAUGCUGGCAAAGACCGUAUCAUGGCAUAG